Molecule: messenger RNA, 639 nt
Organism: Exophiala oligosperma
Lineage: Eukaryota; Fungi; Ascomycota; Eurotiomycetes; Chaetothyriales; Herpotrichiellaceae
Exons: 3
Coding region: 1-639 (212 amino acids)
Molecular function (GO): ATP binding; ATP-dependent chromatin remodeler activity
Source: RefSeq, a predicted model, not a curated record
AUGUCAGUCUUUGGCGUUAUUCUCACUGCAUACGACACCGCCGCAAAUCGCUUCUUACGAGCCAACGAGAUGGACAAGGAAGAAAAACUACAUGUCUCGGCAAAAAUACCUGACCGGCCCAUAUACCAUCCUACAGCCACCGCUCGCAAGAUCAUCCCUCCGGACGACCAACAGCGGGCUCUUGCUGUUGACACAUCCAGUUCGUCUGACGAUAAGAGUAAAGACCCGGAUAAAGACGACAGACUCAACUCCACUGUGUGGGCUAACGUCUUCAAAUGUCUCUUUGUUCGUGUCAUCUGUGACCAGGGUCAUAGAAUCAAAAACCCUUCAGCUCGGAAUCACCUCGCCGUCCACACGCUUUUCGCCGAUUAUAGCUGGAUUGUGACGGCGACGCCAAUGGCGAACCGCUUCGGUGAUCUUCCAAAACUUGUCGAUUACACCAGGUGCUUCAGAAUUGGAAACGGGUUUCCUGGGUCAACCAAAGAGACGGAGAAAGAGUUCCCUCUGACUCUCACCGAACUUGUCGCUCUCGCUCGACACCUCGAUCAACGGUCUGGAGAGAUUGUGAGAUCAUUUCAUCACACAUUACUUGGCAAGGUUGAUGUUAAGAGCGGCGUCGAAGAUGUCCUUAGGAUAUGA